Messenger RNA from Saprolegnia parasitica CBS 223.65, 1800 nucleotides. RefSeq lists its product as hypothetical. The record is from RefSeq and is a predicted model, not a curated record. Bases 37 to 1728 code for a protein of 563 amino acids. The transcript has 10 exons. Lineage: Eukaryota; Oomycota; Saprolegniomycetes; Saprolegniales; Saprolegniaceae.
GUUUGCUCGAGCAGCGCGAGUGCAGGAAGAAGACCCAUGCUGACCCAAGCGCUCCUGCCGCUUCUCGUCAUGGCCACUGCCGGCUUGACGUACUACAGCGCCAUCGCUCCGACAUAUGCUUCGUGGGAAGAAGACUGGAUGGGCGUGGCCGAGGCUUCGCCCGCCAACACGAACGUGACGUGGUUUGACGACGGCGACGUGUACCGCUACCAGUUUGCCAAGUAUGGCGAGAAGAAGACGUAUUGCUUUUACCCGAACGCGACGCUGAGCUUCCGCAUGGAGCCAUUGAUGAGCCCGUCGCAGCCGUACGUCGUCCAGUGGCUUGGACAGUACGAAGAAGCGCGCGUCGUUGCCGAUAUGGCCGCCGGCUACAUCACGCAGCUCCUGGAACUCGUGCCGCCGAUUCGUUCGUUCCUCUGGACAUGGAGCGACCUGCGCAUUAAGCUCACGAGCAAAGCGCGCGACCAGCUUCAACUGUCGUACACGAGUCCCAUCUCGGCGCCGUGCCAAAUCUACGAGAACCUCGACCUGACACCGUACGUACAAGAACACGUUUCGGAAAAGCUGCAGUACGUUCUGAGCCUGUUUGAUCAAUACAUCGAAUCGUACUGCCAAGCCUGUCGUGCCGGCUGCGAACUCCCCUGCGGCGGCUCGACCGACGAAUGCCAUAUCAAGAAGAGUCCUUUUGAGUUUCCUUGUGUCACGGUGCAUGGUCCGAUAUCGGGUAUCCUUCUCGCCAACGCCCAAGUCGAGUUCAAGCUCGAGACCAUGGCCUAUGUCGACUUGGCGUUUGCGCAGAAUCUGCUGCUCGGGCUCUUUGUCUACUUUUCGUCCGAGACGCUGGCGACGUACCGCCUCUUCCACUACGCACUCGGCGCAGCCAUUGGCAUUGUGUGCUCGAUCGCGCUGCUCUUGUACCAAAUGUACAAGCAAGCCCAAAACACGGCGCGCUUGCUGCCCGGCGGCAGCUUUCUCCAGAGCGCGUCGCUCGUUACGACGAUGGCGUUUCCUGUGACCGGCCUCGUGCUGCUCCCGACCAUCUACCGCGCCCUGCGCUACGCGCUCGACUUGCUCUUUCAAUUUUGGCUCAGCGAAAGCGUCAUGGGCGUGCCGCACCUCGGGAAGCUCUACUUUUUCUUCUUUGGGCUCAUGGGCUGCAUCAUGGUGUGGUGGUUCCAGUGGUGGGCGCCCGGCGAGGAGGCGCUGGCGACGAUUACGACCAUGGACACGAACCCGGACAAGCACGACGACGACGACGUCCUGGAAGACAUUCGCCGCAUGGAGCUCGAGGAUGUGGCGCUGCCGAGUUCGCAGCAGCACCUCGCGUACUGCCUCCAGGCGUUUGGCGUGAUGCUGCUUUUGCAGAGCACGUCGUCGACGAGCAUGUCGUGUGUGGUGGUGCUCUUGGCGCUCAUGUCGUCGGUGCUCCAAGCUCUGUACACUGUGCUCUUCUUUUGGUACUGCUCGGAGACGCCGGGCACGUACACGGAACUCAUUUCAACCGACGAGUUUGCCGCGCAAGCCCAGACGGAGACGCAAAAGGCGCUCAAGGAGCUAGAAGCGUACCUCCAGACGCACAAGGAGGCGGCCCUCAAGGUCAAGAGUCGCAACGUGAACAACGUCAAGGCCUUCCGCAGAGGCCGCGACCACCUCGCAGAGGACCUCCCGGAGAAGAACAGCCCCAACCAUGCGACGCGGUCGUCGUGGUUGCGCUGCGCGAUUCAGUAGAUAGCGACGGUUGUGGAUAGCACAAGGAUGGCAAGUUAAUUUUAGCGUCAUUUUUGGUCGGGAGAUGCCGCC